Neospora caninum is the source of this 1110-nucleotide messenger RNA. RefSeq lists its product as hypothetical. The transcript has 6 exons. The record is from RefSeq and is a predicted model, not a curated record. Lineage: Eukaryota; Apicomplexa; Conoidasida; Eucoccidiorida; Sarcocystidae. The coding region runs from base 1 to 1110 and encodes 369 amino acids.
AUGCGCGCGCUCGUCGCACAGGGUCUGGUGGAGCCGCCCCUGUGGCUGAGCGCCGCUGAGCGCGCGCCUCCGAUGGAGUUGCCGAACUUGAAACUCGCCGACCGGAAAGUCCACAACAAGUACCUGGCCUUGACGCAGGCUGUGCUGAAGAAGUAUCCAAACAUGAGAUUUCAAGAUUGCUACGUCGACGGCAACGACUGGAGCAAAGGCAACGACACGUAUCGCGCUGACCACCCCGUCAUGCAGUUCGUGGCGCUGCAGCUGCGUCUGAUGAAUCUAGGCCUCGACAGGCGCACGGCCUUCCGAGAGGCGGAGCAAGCUUUCUACGCUCGGCGCAUGCUGCUCGAGAAGGAGCAGAAGAUGAACAUGGCGGCGGCGGUCGUCGCUGCAGCGUCUCGGGACCCUACGGCGUUCGCGCGAAAACCCGACGGCCGCGGCCGCGGAGGCAGCGUGCCUUCCAGCAGCCUCGCGCGGAUCACCGCCAUGGGCCUCGGAGACGUCCAGCCUCUCUUCACUUCUGGACAGGCAUACUGGCAGUUUGAAAUUGCAAAGAGUCAAGCGAAUCACCUGCUUCGCAUUCGGAGCGUGCUGAGACGCAUGCACGCCCAAGCAGAAGCCGCAGCUCAACAGCAAGCUGACAGUUCUUCUUCUCCUUCUUCUCCUUCUCCUUCUUCUCCUUCUCCUCCUUCUCCUUCUUCUCCUUCUUCUUCUCCUCCGGCUUCUUCUCCGUCUUCACGCGCUUCGCGUCGCGGUCCAGGCGGCUUCCAGUCUUUGCGUCAGCGAGCGUUUUCUGCCGCAGAGCGACAACGCCGUGCGUCUCGCCUCGAGCAAAUCUUGCAAGAAGCAUCUGCAUCUCUCGCUUCCGACCCUUCCCUCUCCUCUGUCUCCUCACUUUCUUCUCCGUCUUCCUCGCCAGCCGCUGGAGGAGAGCCGCGCGGGAAAAGGGAGGACGACGUGCUCCACGACACGGCGGCAGAGACGCAGCGAGAUUCGAGUGAAGCACCAUUCGAAGAGGCGGAGUAUUUCUCGGAGCCCUCCGAAGAGGAGGCGAUGAUGAGGUGGUUCGACGCCGGAGAGGAAGAGUUCGAAGCGGAAGAAGAUCGUGAUUAA